AUGACGUGUACACAACUUAAGGUUCUAUCCUGCGUAAACAAAAACCUGUCCUCCGCCAUCCACGCCAUGCAUUUCCUUCAAUUCUUGGUUUUCUUUGCCGUUUUGUUUCCGGUUUUUGGCGAACUUGUUACGUUGGACCAUUUGCAGGUGAUUACGUUUCAGAAUGCUCUUUCUAAUUCAUUUUCUUACUCUGAUGCCAAGGCCCGAAGUAUCUGUGAAGGCUCUCCCUGUUCUUCUUACGCAGCUGACCUUGUUGUGUGUAGACACAACCAAAUAAACGUGGAUCCUGAAAAGAUCCGUUGGGAUUGCUCGUUUUACGAGACCUCUGAUCGAACUGUUGUUAAGAAUUACGCUGUUUCUUGCUCGGCAUUCUCCUCGAUAUAUGGAGCCCAAGAUCUUGCCAAUACGUGCAAGUUAACUUACCGGUUAGAAUGGUCUACGAAGGGACUGCUUAUGCAUCGUCCUUGGCGUUUGUUUUCCUUUCGGGUGUUCUCCUCUACAAUUCUUCUUCUUAUGGCAGGUCUAUUCUUUUUGUUCGCCUCGUUUGAAGUAUUUGGGACUCUUGGACGUUCUGGUUCUCCCUAUGAUGAUGGAAGCCGUUGGGCUUUGCAAAUGUUUUUGGAAAAGCAUUUGGCUUCUCCAUAG
Schizosaccharomyces japonicus yFS275 is the source of this 645-nucleotide messenger RNA. RefSeq lists its product as hypothetical. The record is from RefSeq and is a predicted model, not a curated record. Lineage: Eukaryota; Fungi; Ascomycota; Schizosaccharomycetes; Schizosaccharomycetales; Schizosaccharomycetaceae. The coding region runs from base 1 to 645 and encodes 214 amino acids. The transcript has a single exon.